AUGCGGCCUUUUGCCUGCGUUAUACACACUAACCAGCAGAGGGCGUCCGUAGAUUUUGAGCUCCAGCUGCCUCUCGUCGACAGCUGUUUCAUGGGAACCCAGGAGGGAGAGAGAGAUUGGGUAGAUGUGGCAAAUGAUCUACUCGGCAAGUGUCCCAUAAAGCUGAGGCUGAGGAAACUGACGGACUGUGAUGCAAAUGUCUUCAUUGCUCUGUAUGAAAACAUCUUGGGGGAGAAAGUUCCAGAUUACAUUGCAGCGCCAUGCAGUCAAGAGGAUAAUGUCCAUAACGUUCAGUCUGUGAUUGAUUCACUUUCCCUGGAUUACCUCCAGAUCAGUCUCUCACACAUCACAGGAGAAAAUGUUGUCGGAGGCGACAAAGAGUCUAUCAAGAACCUUCUGGAAAUCUUCGAUGGCCUCCUGGAAUAUCUCAAGGAGGAGAUAAGCGAGGAGUCACAGAACGGUGAAGAAGUGAAUGACAGUGUGAGUGAAGAUGUGCCGGAUGAAACCAAGGAGCCCACAAGCUGCAAUGCCACACAGCAGGAGACUAAACUGGAUGGAGGAUCUUUGUCUUCCAGUGGAGAGUCCGCUGUCCAUUCCAGUAAAGAUUCCCUCCAUACCUGGAAUGCUGAGGAGAUGGGAUCAACUAGUGAGCUCAUUGGGCUGGGAGUCUCAGCACGCACAUUCAUAGCCAAACUAGAAGUCCCUCCCCAAACCUCAGACGCAGUCACCACCUCUGGUCCUCUGGACGUCCAGGACGCUCCACCGACUGAACCGCUGUCCUCAGCCAUCGCUCUGCAGCCUCCCGCUCAGAGCAACACCCCCCGCGAACCCGACACAGACCCACACUCGCCCAGCAAAUCGCCAACAGCUGCUGGCCUCAGCCAAGGGCAGGCAGAGGAGGGAGCCGCUCCUGUCACUACAGAGACCUCUGAUCCGCCAGCUGAGACAGUUGUUGCCAACGGACUACAGUCUCCUCCUCCCCAGCCUCCAUGUGCGAGGGAAAAGUCUUUGUCCAGUCAGCAAAGAGCCGGGACAGAAGUAGAGGGGGAGACACUUGAGCCGACCAAUGGGGAACCCAGGAGGGUUUUGUUCCGCACCAAGCCAGAUGUGCUCUUCCUCACCCUGCAGGAUGGGAGGACAGUCACAACCCCUUCUCCGCCAGACACCGAGGAGGAAGAGCAAGAUGAAGAGUAUCUAGGUUAUACACUAAAACAACUGGAGAGCAGGAUAGAUCACAGAGUUGGGACAGGCCUCAGGGAGGAGCCUCUGUCGUAUCGCAGACAGAGGAACAAGCAAGCAGAAGAGGAGCUGCAUCACUUAUCUGAAAACCUUUCCCAUCGACUUGAGGAACUCGAUCAGAUGCUCAAACGAGUUCUGGGGGAAAGCGGAGAGUCCAGUGAAGUCAGAGACGAGGACAAGCAGUCCCACCACAGUGACAGCAUCAUGGAGUGUGGCAGGACUCCCAGACAACACACAGGAAACCCUGACGGCGAAUCCACCCACCGGACACGCUCCUUAUCCCCCUCCCCUCCACGGGUCCGUCGCUCCCUGCACGGACAGUUAGAAGAUGCCAUGGCAGAGGCCUUGAGUCUGGAUGAUGGGAGACAAACCAACCUUGCAGCUUCUGAUCAUUCAAAGCGAGGAGAGCUACUCCACAGACUGUCUCACAGAAAACAUAGCAAGUAUCUGGAGAAUGAGGCCUAUGAGGAGGAGUUGAAAAGAUAUGAAGACAACGAACGGGCAGAUCUAGAGAAGGCACGCCUCAAGGCUCAACAAGCCGAGCGCCAGUACAGAGAGGCCAUACUAAGGGAUGUUUCCGAAGCCCCCAGACUGUCCCCAGCGAGAACAAAGGCCCAGCGUAGUUCACAACGUAACGUACAAACAGCAGGACGGAGACGGCGGGAGGCCCCCAGGAAAGCUCCUUCAAUGAAGGUGAAGGAGAAUGAACUCCUUCCUGUGCUCCUUGAGGAGUUGCCCCACCUUCACAUCUCCCCCCACGCCCUGGGUCGGAUGUGGGAGCAGCAGAUGCAGCAGGUGGACAGACUCCAUGCCCUGUCAUCCCCUCACAGCCAGCGUCGCAGCAAACUCUCAAGCCAGGUGGAAGAAGCCCAAAAGAAACAUGACCUGCUGGUGGAGAUCAUCCGUAAAGACAAGGACCACAACAGGCGUCUGAGGGAUUUCAAAGAGCGUAUCCAACAGCAGAAGUCGACCCAGAACAGACAGAGGGAACAGAGGCAGCAGGUAGCACGUGCCAAGAAGUACCACAGCGACUACCAUGUCCAGCACCGCGCCCGCCUGAUGAGGGCUCGCACCAAGGAGGAGAGGAUGUUUCAGCAGUUGUUUGAGGAGGGUUUGGAGCUACAGAAAGUCCGGUUGAGACAGCAGAAAGCCUACGCUAAGGAGCAGCGGCUGGAACAUCAGAGACGACACCAGGACCAGAUCAAGUCCAUGGAGAACUACUACAAAGACCAGUUUUCACUACUUGCUGAAAAACUUUCCCAAGAGCGGCAGGAUAUCCAGGUCCGGAAAAAAUCUCAAGAAAAGGCUCUGCUGAAGAUGAAGCGAGAGCUGCGUUCCAGGAUGGAGCGUGAAAUCGGUGAAUUGCAGAAGAUCAUCAUCCAGAACGACGAGGACGACCAUUUCCAGGACCUGGAGGUCCAGGCGCUGCGCAGUCGGGUCCAGAUGGCGUCCUUCCAGUACAACACUAGCUAUCUGCACUGACGCGGGGCUGUUUUAAGCUCCGCUCAAUCCAGGCUGGAUUAACAUCAUAGGAACAUGCUGCAAAAUACUUUGUUUCUGCUUUUCACAACUAAGGGUACGACAUUCUGGCUGAACAAUACUGUCUCCUCGAGAUCUUCCCUCAGAGAUUUGCACAAAAUAGGAAUUUAAGAUACAAGUCCUGAUGGUUAUUAAUGAACUGAACACACUCCACAACAUGUAGCUAUUGGCUAAUUUAGCUAACUUCCUCUCACCUCAGCUGCUCUACGUGACCUUAACGACAUCUUGGACCAAGUAUCCUCCUUCCACGGGUUUUUAGUACUUGAUAACAAAGAAUGUUUUGAAAUGGCUCCCUCACUGUGCCGUUUUUGAGUGCUGAUAUUGUAGCAAACAACUAGUCAACAUGUUCUUCCUCUUGCCAAACAAGGAUCCCCGAUGCAAAGUUAACGAGCAUGAAUGUCCCACACUGACAUUUUUAACUUCCAUUUUUCCCCCUUAUUCGUGUGAUGUCUUGCUUUUGUGAUUUAACCCUUCCAGUGGAUUAUUUAUUUUUAAGCUUUAAUGUUUGAUUUUUAAUGAACCUGGUGUUGUGCUGUCCGAUCACCAGUGGCGAUGAUAAUCUAGUCUUUCAUGACUCCUCCUGGUCUUCAGAUACACUGUUUUCACUCUGGCAGAACUAAACAUGUUGUAGUUUUUAACCAACACAAAGGGUAGCACUGUCCUAAUGUAUCUAAUGAGCACACAAAUGCCCCUUUAUCGUCAUCCAUUAAAUGUGUGGGAUCCUGAACUCUACUAGCUGGACUGGCUCACAGUUGCAGGUUAAGUGAUUUGCAUUCGGUACAGGUUACUGUUUUUGUAUUUUACUGAGGUUAAGGCUGAUCCAAUACAAAAGUAUCAAACAUAUAAAGUUACGGAACAAAUCCUGUAAUGAGGCAUUUCCAUCUGUAGCACGACAAAAUAACAUGAAGUCUGACAUUUCAAAUUCCAAAGCUGAAGAUCAAAUGUAAAAAUGAUAAUGAAUUUAUAAAAUGUAUAAUCUGUAGUAAUACCUGUACUUAUUGAAUGCUAAUGACAGAUUUACUAUAACUGGGCCUUAAAUGAUGCAAAAAAGGUGUUUCGAUUCGAUUGUGGACAGGAAUCCAAAAUGAUUUAUUAAUCGUGGCUCACAUGUUUAUUUAAGGUUACACCUGGGAUCAACAUGUUAUCUGUUCACUUUCUGCAAGGGAAGUCUUACUAGCUACUAUAUGUAGUUGUUUUUUUUGCAGGGAGAGUGUCCAUCUUAAUAGGCAGUAUUUUUUUAAAGAAUAUGAUCUACCUGCACAGAUGGCAUUUACGCCGGGCAAAGAUCCGAUCCUGAUCACCACAAGAUGUGAUGGCAUACGAUCAUAAUGCAGCCUGCAUGCAUUUUACGUUGGGCGUGAACAUGCAUUACCCAGACAGAAUAUCCUGCUACAGAUUACAUGUGGGGUCUUGAGUUUAACAACUCGCAAUGAAUAGGAUGAGGCAUUAAAACAAUGUUCAAUAUUGCUUGAAAAUUUGACAAUUGUUUGAGCAGCUGCUUGUUUUCUGAAAAUGCAUAUUGGCACAAAGGAUGGAAGCUAAUCAAAAGAUGAAUGACCUCUUGAAGUAAGAAUAAAUUUGAAAAGUCCAUCUUCCCUCAGGGACGCAUCUCUACCUCGGCUCACUCGAACUCUCUUACCUGCCAAUUCAAAUCAAGUUGUCUCACUUGGCUGUGGUGUGCAGGUUAACAGACCUCUCACUUGAAUCCGAUGGUUCUCUGAUGUGGAAAUAAAAAUGGUAAAAGCAUACACGGAAGUUGAGGACCGCUUCACGACAGUCCAAAGAAUAACAGCCAAACUCCACCGACGUGUGACAAUAACCAGAAUUCGAGCCGCUUAGUCCACUGUAACAACAUAUUGCUGCUUCAACAUGAUCUCAGUACACAGCCACUGUCCCACAACGCUCUACGAGGAUUACUGCUUAGCUGAGUUGGUCUGUUCAUGUGCUGUAUCUUUUCCGUUUAUCUGCAAAUCGCCAUCGUCAUUAUCAUCGUCCGGCAGGUUAGUCCAUUUAGAGCGGCUUUCGCAGAAGCAGCAUGCCUGGUUCACCACAAGCUUCAGCCCUUUGACAUGUUUCCUAACUGUACAUUGUCUGCUGCAUUCCCGGCAUGACUUGAACAGCUGAAGGAUGCACUCUUCAUCAACGAUGAACUCUGACGAGCUGAGGGAGUCAGAAAAGAUGCGUAGGAGCAAGCUUAUUUUCAACGGGUUCUGUUAAGAGUAUCAACUCAGGAAAUCUUCAUGAGUAAGUAGGUGACAUGUCAAUUUUUAACAAAUAACUCAAUUUGAAUCGUUAUUGGCAUUAAUAAC
Messenger RNA from Anarrhichthys ocellatus (wolf-eel), 5087 nucleotides. RefSeq names its product centrosomal protein of 95 kDa. The transcript has 22 exons. Bases 1 to 2721 code for a protein of 906 amino acids. Lineage: Eukaryota; Metazoa; Chordata; Actinopteri; Perciformes; Anarhichadidae. The record is from RefSeq and is a predicted model, not a curated record. Gene Ontology annotation, cellular component: spindle pole; centrosome.